AUGGUGCCACAGGAGGCCACGAUGCUCCUGGCUCAGCUCCUCCUCAUGAACCACUUCCUCGCCGGCUUCUCUCACCUCCCCGCCGACCAGCCGCUCUUCCAGGACAUCAAUGGCAUCAACAGCAUCGAGGUGGACGCGGGAUGCCCCUACGGCUGCGUCCGGUGCUCGGCCCUCAACGGGUGCCUGGCCUGCAAGCCGCCCUUCUACCUUCUCCUGCGCAGGGACGGGGCGCGGCAGACGGCCUCCUGCACGAGAGCCUGUCCCAGGGGCUUCUACAAGGUGACCAAGAAGAGGAACGGAUUCUGCGCCAAGUGCACGAUGAGGGGCUGCGCCGAGUGCGACCGCCACCACUACUGCUCCAGAUGCGCCGCCGACUUCGUCAACUUCUUCGGGAAGUGCAUCCCCAGCCACCCAGAGAACGCCCUCGAAACGCCUUACCGAGGAAGACGAUCUAUUCCCCGCCCGCGAUCCGAGACCUCGGGGACGCCUCCGAGUUGCGAGAGGGACGCGGCCAUCGCACAGAACCGCUGGCUCCUCGAGGACGCUCAGCCCCGUCAGCUGGUCCUCCCAGAGCUCCCUCGCGUCCCAGGAGACCUCCUCUUCUAG
Penaeus vannamei (Pacific white shrimp) is the source of this 606-nucleotide messenger RNA. Lineage: Eukaryota; Metazoa; Arthropoda; Malacostraca; Decapoda; Penaeidae. The record is from RefSeq and is a predicted model, not a curated record.